This is a messenger RNA of Macadamia integrifolia, 1419 nucleotides long. Its product is annotated as GABA transporter 1-like. The transcript has 7 exons. The record is from RefSeq and is a predicted model, not a curated record. Lineage: Eukaryota; Viridiplantae; Streptophyta; Magnoliopsida; Proteales; Proteaceae. Bases 1 to 1419 code for a protein of 472 amino acids. Gene Ontology annotation, cellular component: plasma membrane.
AUGGGUACUUUGCAUCCUUAUUCAGUUGCAGAUGAUCAUCAUCGUCAUCAUCAUGAAGGAGGAGAUGAAGAGCGUCCUCCUCUUCCCAUGCCCCAAACUCAUGAGCCAAACAAGAAGCCAUUGGAUGCCGGAGCUCUCUUCGUUCUCAAAUCCAAAGGUGGAUGGCUACACUGUGGGUACCAUAUGACAACGUCCAUAGUUGCUCCACCAGUGCUAAGUCUACCAUUCGCAGUGGCGUCGCUAGGUUGGAUAGGGGGAGUAGUGUUUCUGAUGAUAGCAGCCAUGGUGACGUUUUACUCAUACAACCUCGUCUCUCUGGUUCUUGAACACCAUGCUCACAAGGGCAACCGUCUCCUUCGUUUCAGAGACAUGGCCGACGACAUCUUGGGGCCAGGAUGGGGCAAAUAUUUUGUGGGUCCUGUUCAGUUCGUGGUCUGCUACGGCUGUGUUAUUGCUUCUAUUCUUCUUGGAGCUCAGUGCAUGAAGACAAUUUACUUGUUAUCAAGACCAGAUGGAAGCAUGAAGCUCUAUGAAUUUGUGAUCAUAUUGGGAGCUUUUACAUUGGUCUUAGCCCAGAUUCCAUCUUUUCACUCACUAAGGCACAUCAACCUUCUUUCUUUGAUCCUUUGUCUUGUCUAUGACAUCAGUGCCAUGGUUGCAUCUGUUUAUAUAGGAAAUUCAAAUAAGGGGCCACCGAGAGAUUAUUCGUUACAAGGUGAUAGCGGAACUCGUAUAUUUAAUGCCUUCAAUGCAAUUGCCAUCAUCACCACGGCAUACGGGAAUGGGAUGAUACCAGAAAUACAGGCAACCAUAGCACCUCCAGUGAAAGGCAAGAUGUUCAAGGGACUCUGUGUUUGCUAUGUUGUAGUGAUAAUUACUUUCUUUGGUGUAUCAAUCACCGGCUACUGGGCAUUUGGCAACCAAGCUGCCGGCACCGUCCUCAUGAACUUCUAUGGCAAUGGGAACCCAUUGGUCCCAAAGUGGUUUCUUUACAUAGUCAAUACCUUGACUUUCAUCCAAGUAUCAGCUGUUGGUUUGGUUUACUUGCAACCCACAAAUGAAAUACUGGAGCGAACGUUUGCAGAUCCACAGAAAGGCGAAUUCUCGCACCGCAAUGUGAUGCCAAGGUUGAUUUCGCGUUCAAUAUCUAUCGCGAUCGCAACAUUAAUCGCGGCAAUGCUUCCAUUCUUUGGAGAUAUCAAUGGUGUAAUUGGAGCUUUUGGGUUCAUACCUCUUGAUUUUGUGUUGCCUGUGAUAUUCUAUAACUUGACUUUCAGACCAACAAAGCUAAACCCAAUUUUCUGGGUGAAUACCUCUAUUGCUACAAUAUUUUCAGUUGUAGCAGUUAUAUCAGUAGUUGCAGCUGUUAGACAAAUAACUCUUGAUGCUGGUACUUAUAGAUUAUUUGCUAAUGUAUGA